This is a messenger RNA of Aspergillus luchuensis, 1053 nucleotides long. Its product is annotated as PhzF family phenazine biosynthesis protein. Lineage: Eukaryota; Fungi; Ascomycota; Eurotiomycetes; Eurotiales; Aspergillaceae. The transcript has a single exon. Gene Ontology annotation, cellular component: cytoplasm. Bases 1 to 1053 code for a protein of 350 amino acids. The record is from RefSeq and is a predicted model, not a curated record. Gene Ontology annotation, molecular function: isomerase activity. Gene Ontology annotation, biological process: biosynthetic process.
AUGGUCCCAUUCAUUUCUCAACCCUUAAAUGCAAUCGCAUCUGCCUCCAUCGAAUAUAUAGUAUCAACAAUCAAAAUGUCUCAAUCCCUCCGCUUCCUCACCCUCGACGUCUUCACCACCACCCCCUACUCCGGCAACCCGCUGGGCGUGGUCUUCCUCCCCACCAACAACACCAUCACACAAUCCCAAAAACAAACUAUCGCCCGCGAAUUCAACCUCUCUGAAACCAUUUUCAUCCAUCCCACAGACCCCGCCACCCCCUCCGUCCGCAAAAUCGACAUCUUCACUACAGACGAAGAACUCCCCUUCGCCGGCCACCCCACCAUCGGCGCAGUCUCCUGGUUCCUGCAGCAUUCUCCGGAAGAGUCCGACAGGAAAGAUGUCACGACUCUUCUCACGAAAGCCGGUCCAUUCGCCAUUUCUCGCGUAUCGCCUUCAUCAGAUGGCGGCGUAGUGGCCGCUCAAAUCGCACACAACGUGCACAUUCACUCCUCGCGGUUCCCGCUGUCAGAGAUGCUGAGAUUGCAUCCUUCUCUGACCCCUUUCCUCUCCAAGGAGAAGCAUGCUAGUUUCCCCGUCUUCUCCAUCGUCAAAGGCAUGAGCCAGGUCUUGGUUGAAUUGCCCAGCUUGGAGGCGCUGGCUGCCACGGAAGCCCCCGUGAGCGGGGAAGUCAUUCCCUGCAAAUCUGUCUCGCAAGGCGGAUACCUCGAUGAGGGGUGGGAAGGUGCUGGUCUGAUUGUCGUUUACUUCUAUGUUCCUGGGGUUCAUGAUGAGGCGACAGGGAAGAAGGUCAUCCGGUCGAGGAUGUUGUUGAGGAACUUUGAGGACCCGGCGACGGGCAGUGCGGCCAGUGGAUUGUCGAGUUAUUUGGCUCUUACUAAUGCUGGUGAGGGGAAGGUCGAGUAUGAUAUUGUGCAGGGAGUGGAGAUGGGAAGGAGAUCGGAUAUCAGUGUUGCUGUUAGUACGAAUAGUACUGGUGGUGAGAAGAAGAUUGAGACGGUGGAGUUAAGGGGAAGUGCGGUGCGGGUUAUGAGUGGGGAGUUGGUUGUUUGA